AUGGCUACCGCCCUCCAGACACAAUGCCCCUGGAAUCCCACCAUCCCGCCAUUACAACCAGCCGGGAACUGCAUCCUACCCGUAGACGACGGCACCCCCACGCUUCUGAAGUCGAGUAGAGGACUGCCUUGGACCCAUCCGCCGUCCUGCAUCAUUCCCAACACCGCCGAGUCCACCGGAAAGUUCUGCGUCUACUCCUCCUCCGCUUUCAACGACGGCAGCGGUAUCACCAUCAUCACAGACCCGGAAACGGCCGCCGGCGUUGCAGACACCGUUCAAGACCCCCUGCCGGCAUGGCACUCCCGUCAUCAUCUUGCGCGGCGUGGUCGUUUGGCCACCGAAGCUGUUGACCUACCGUAUACGGUGACCCCAAUCCCAGGAAAAGGGUUGGGGGUCAUCGCCACCAAACGCAUUAAACGUUUCGACACCAUCCUGAGAAGCUACCCGGCUAUGAUUGCCGAUAACGAGUUUCUUUCUCUUGGAAAAAAGUCAGUGGGCGGGCUUCCUGACGGGCCUCGGUUGUUUCAGAAAGCACUCGACCAGCUGCCGGACAAGGAGCGCUUCCUCACCAUGGCCAGGAGCGAGGAGGAGCACGUUCAUGCUGUCGAGGAUGUCAUCAAAACCAACGCUUUUGGGAUCAUUGUUGACGGUCGAGAUAUGAAGGGCGUCUAUCCGGAGAUUGCGUACACGGGACCGAAGCUGGAUGCUGACCGGUUUAGUGCAUACAGCAAAUUCACCAAGAAGGACCUCGCCAUGUCGGCCAUAGCAACAAGAGAUAUUGAGCCCGGCGAGGAAAUCACCGUGAGCUGUAUGCCAACCGCCCACCGAACCCGAGCCCUCAGAAACUGGGGCUUCAACUGCACCUGCAACCUAUGCUCAGCAUCCCCCGAGGCCCGAACAGCGUCAGACGAGCGGCGGGAACGCCUCGCCGAAGUCUUUCACACCAUGCAGCACGGAUCGGUCAGCUACAACACGCUGGUGAAAUUGACGCAGGAGCUGGUUGAUCUGGCACAGGUUGAGGGGCUGCUGGCGAAGGUCGGGGAGUACUAUCAGGCGUUUAUACGCAUUUAUUACGAGGCCGGUGAUCCCGAGACGGCGAGGAAGUAUGGGCGGGCGUCGCUCAAGUUGGCUGAGAUCUUUUCCGACCCUGAGGGUGUGCUCUGUACGGGGUUGAAGGGGGAUUUGGAGCAGCUGGAUAGGCUGAUACAGGCGGGGGUGGCGUAG
Molecule: messenger RNA, 1224 nt
Organism: Chaetomium globosum CBS 148.51
Lineage: Eukaryota; Fungi; Ascomycota; Sordariomycetes; Sordariales; Chaetomiaceae
Exons: 4
Coding region: 1-1224 (407 amino acids)
Source: RefSeq, a predicted model, not a curated record